CACCACUAACCCCUUGAAAAAGCCAAGACGAAGGAUGGAUUCUCGACUUCACCCGCAUAAAUAGUCCGACGAGAGCCUACGGAAAGACCUGUGUCCUAGUCUAGAACCCAUACACCCGUCUUUGCAUUGUCUGCGUCAGCGCGUUUUGAGUCAUAUUGCCUGUUUUUUUUUUUUUAAAUGAAAUUGACGCCAAAAAGUUUCUCUCUCUACAAAGGCGGAUGGGUGACUGCCAUUCUCUGCGGCUCCAUGUGAGGAAAGGAUGAAGAAUCACAGCAACAGCUCCCGUCUAAAUAAUCUAACGCCAAAUCACACCAAAGAGCGAAACUGCAAGAAGACGGACGGAAUCUCGGUAGCCUGGCCACGGUUCUCCCUACGUGAUUAUGCUUUCUGCAUGGCAACGCUGUGUCUCUUCUGCCUCGGCUCUCUCUUCUACCAGCUGAACGGUGGCCCUCCGAAAGUUCUUCUGGACAUCAGACAGUAUCUAGGGCAGUCCACAUUCUCUGACUACGACGGACCUCAGGCUCCCAGGGUGCUGCCAUUCCCCAGUCAGGUGGUGUAUAACCGGGUGGGGAAGUGCGGCAGUCGCACCGUGGUGCUGCUCCUACGGAGCCUGGCAGAGAGACACCACUUCAACCUGGUCUCCUCCGACAUCCAUAACAAGACCAGACUCACCAAAAAUGAGCAGGUGGAUUUGAUGAAGAACAUCACCAGUAUUCCACAGCCUUAUCUCUACACCAGGCAUGUGCACUUCCUCAACUUCACAAGGUUUAGGAUAGAGCAGCCUGUCUACAUCAACAUCAUCAGGGACCCCAUCAACAGGUUUCUCUCCAACUAUUUCUUCCGCCGCUUCGGUGACUGGCGAGGAGAGCAGAAUCACCUCGUACGCACGCCAGGAAUGAAGGACGAUGAGAGAUACCUGGACAUUAAUGUGUGUAUCCUGGAGAAUUACCCAGAAUGCUCUAACCCACGCCUCUUCUACAUUGUGCCCUAUUUCUGUGGCCAGCAUCCCCAGUGCAGGGAGCCCGGUGUAUGGGCGCUGGAGAGGGCCAAACAGAACGUGCUGGAGAAUUUCCUCCUGGUGGGCAUUCUGGAGGAGCUGGAGGACGUGCUGCUCCUGCUGGAGCGGCUGCUACCUCACUACUUCAGCGACGUACUCAGCAUCUACAAGAGCCCAGCCUUCUGGAAGAUGGGGAACCUGACGGGAACAGUGCGGAAGCACACGCCAACCCCGGCGGCUCUGCAGGUGCUCUUCGGGCGCAUGCGCUACGAGUACGACUUCUACAACUUCAUCCGCGACCAGUUCCACCUGCUGAAGAAGAAGAUCGGCCUGCGCUCUUCAUCCCCUUCUUCCUCAUCCUCCUCCUCCUCAUCCUCCUCCUCGUUGCCCAGUCUCCUCAGAGAGCUGGCUCUCCCCACACAGCAGCCUCUGCUGGACGACAGUCUGCUGGACGAUGAUAACAGCUGGUUGGACCAGCCCUGAGCGUUGCCAUGGAGAGCCAGUUGAAGGGGUGGGGCUGACCAUGUUUGAGUGGGAGAAAGGGGGUGGUCUGUGACUUUCUCGGCCAGUCUGGAAGGAGGAUUGCUGUACAGGAGGCGAGAGAACAUUCCCAGGGUGCCAUUGGGGGUGUGUGUGUGCGAAUCUUGAUUGCCCGACUUUUUAACGGGUAGCCAUUUUUUUUUUUUUUUUUUUAGAGAGGAACAUAAGUCAGAGACAGUCUGUGUAACCUCCUGUACUGCAUAGGAGAGAGCUCUGUGAAAGAGGAUCGCUAUAUUUAAAAGGAAAUGGAAACAGAAACAAUACAAAGGAGAAUAAUUUUAUCUAUAUUAAUAUUUUGUUCAUUUCUCAAUAUUUUCUGUCCCAAAAUCCUGUUUUCAGUGUGUCAGUUUUGUUUUUCCUCUUCAGUUGGUUUUUGUUAUUUGUUUUUUUGCCCUACGGUCUUGUGCUCUUCUGUUGAGACAUGUGACAAACCUGUCCCUAACUAAUGUUGUGAGUUCAGAAAGCUACUCAGCCUCGCACCAAGUACGAUCAAGGAGCAUCGCACUUACAUGAGACAAUAUGUUUCACUCCCACAAACAACCUCAACUCCAAACACACAUACUGUAUCUUCAUUAAAGCCCAAUCGUUAAAAUUAAUCAUUAAAGACCAAAUCGUUUCCUAAAAUUCUUUUUUAAUGUUUGAAAAUGUGUUCGACAUCCUCUACUUGUCUCAGGGCCACCCUAAGUGCCACUGUCUAUCAGUGAAGAGAAGUGGUCUCACGUAGCCAGAGCUAUACAGCUGCAGGAGUCUGUAGAUGACCAUUUGUGUGUACCCAUUGAGCAAUUCUGUCGAAAGCAACUUGCAGUAGACUUAGGUAAUCAGUAACCUACAGCUCUGGAAAAAAUUAAGACACUACUGCACAUUUGUCUGACAGUUCUUAGGCAGCAUCGUCUAUUAAUUGAAUUUGUUACCAACAAAUACUGUUGAAGAGUCUAGCCCUGUGAAAUGAGGGAUGCAUGUUGAAGUGAAACACACAAGUGCCUGUUUUACCCUGCAGCAGACAUUCAUUUCUAAGCACUCUCUGAUUACAGCGUACAGUAGAUACUGCUGCCCACACAAACCAGUGACCGUUACAAGACAACUACACGCAGUCUAGACAAAUUCUCCAGCAAUGACUAAACACAGGACCAAAGAAGCAGAUGACUGAGAAGCCUACUCCCCACACCAGCCCACACAAAGCUAUGAUUGUUUGCACAUGACAUAACCACAGACCAUGUUAGGCCACAGGCAGAGUACUUAAUUAAAUACACACACACACACACACACACCUGCCCACACAAGCAGUACCACUCAUGGCUUGUUCCCUCCUCCCGGAACACGGUAAAUAUGGAUUUGUUUACAAACCGGAAAAGAUGAUCUCUGAAGAGCCAUGUCGACUGGCAAGGGGGGUGGGAGAUCAAAGUUGGAUCAAAGUUGCAUGGCUGGUUGUCUGUAGAUGGAUACGCUAUGGCUGAGCGCACCAUUCUCUCUAUUACAAGUUAGUUUACCAUCAAAAUGACUUUGAAGCUGUUUUAAAGUUAAAAAUAAACUUGGAUAGGAUGACUUAACAUGGCAUACCUGGCCUUCAGGUAGGGAGCCCCCAAAUCAAAUACAGCUUUGUUCAACCCAAGUGUGACAUACUGAGCUACUAUGAUAUGAAGGCUCUGCUACACAGCUGUUUAGUUAGAUAGAGGGUGAUGGGAAUGCUGAACUUCUGCUUGGUGGCAUCCAGGCAAAUCCCGAGGGGGCUAUACUGUACAUAGGAUUCGAGAUGCACCAUAACGUCUGCAAAGAAACUCUUCCAUUGACUUGUAUGUAUUUGAUACAGCACCUCCUAAGGUACAAAGUGGUGAGCAUGGUCUGAAACUAGCUGGUUAGCAUGCUAACUGUAGUGGAUAACUGGGUAACACAGAGCAUCUGUGGGUAUUUUUGACAUUACAUCAAAAUUGUUAUUUCUUCUCAUUCUGGGGCUUUUCCUGAGAUUUUUUUUACAUUUUAAACUAAAUGUCAUACACAUAGCCCCUGUAGCAAGGUAGGCUAAUUUCAGAAUUUCAGUUGCUCUUGACAACAUUCUUUUUAGCCAAUAGAUUGGAGCAAAGCUGGAGUUUGGAGCAUGGAGUAGGCUAUGUGCGGAUUUAUAAUUCUAUAGCUAUGCUACACUUUAAAACAUGGCCAACUUAUUUUAAGUUGAGGUGAACACCAAUUACACAGACAACUCUUCAGACAUUUUAAACACAAUUCCAGUUCCGUAUGCUUAUCAUUUUGUGUCAUGUUCUACUACCUUGUUCAUUCACACUCAGAUCACUGCAGCAGCUUGAGGAGUUCAUCUUCUAUUUGACAAAGUUAAAUCUGGUAAUAUAUAUAUUUGGGGGAAAGUUUUAUUUGGCUGGCAUAAUUACGGUGGACUGACAGUAUAGAGAGAUUGAACGUUUGAAUUGCUGAGAUACAUUAUCAUACAUAGAUACAAAUAUAAAUAUGAAUAUAAAUAUAAACAUACACAUCAUCAUGCAUAAUCACAAACAUCAGAUGCAAGGUCACGAUGUGAUUGACAGGUGUACGUAAUUCUUCUGUGUACAGAAUGGAUGUUUUCUUUCUCUUUAUUUUCUGGAAAAAAAUUAAAGGAUUUUUUUAUUUAUUGCUUGUAUUCAUUCCAGAUAAAACUCUCAGGAAAGACAUAUUUUUUUGUUUUGAGUUGAUAAUGUCAAGGUUUUUUGUUUUGUUUUCGUUUCUAUUAAGAUUACAUUUUUUUGUUUGUUUGUCAAACUCCUUUCCAGUGCUCCUAACAUAGAUAGUAAAAAAAUAAUGUGUCCCAGAGUAUUCUCAAAUGACCACCUACUUCAGUCAGAUUUGAAUUCAGUGAAGAGAACCUAUCCAUUUUUAUUCGACAGCUUUUGAAAUAAAUGUCAUUUAACAACAGCA
Alosa sapidissima (American shad) is the source of this 4435-nucleotide messenger RNA. RefSeq names its product uronyl 2-sulfotransferase a (gene usta). NCBI's taxonomy places the organism in Eukaryota, Metazoa, Chordata, Actinopteri, Clupeiformes, Clupeidae. Bases 260 to 1480 code for a protein of 406 amino acids. Gene Ontology annotation, cellular component: membrane. The record is from RefSeq and is a predicted model, not a curated record. Gene Ontology annotation, molecular function: sulfotransferase activity. The transcript is spliced from 8 exons.